CUUAUAUAUACUGCUACUCUAUUUCCUCUCGGAUCUCAGUCUCUACCUCAAACCACUCCAGAAAAAAUGGCGGUGCCUCUUCUCUCGAAGAAGAUCGUGAAGAAGAGGCUGAAGAAGUUCAAGAGGCCUCAAAGUGACAGGAAGAUUUCUGUGAAGACAAACUGGCGCAGACCAAAGGGUAUCGAUUCCCGUGUUAGGAGAAAGUUCAAGGGAUGCACUUUGAUGCCGAACAUUGGUUAUGCUUCAGACAAGAAGACCCGCCACUAUCUCCCGAAUGGUUUCAAGAAAUUUGUUGUUCACAAUGUGAAGGAUUUGGAACUGCUCAUGAUGCACAACAGGACUUACUGUGCUGAGAUUGCCCACAAUAUAUCCACAAGAAAGAGAAAAGAUAUAGUCGAGAGAGCCGCGCAGCUUGAUGUUGUUGUGACAAAUAAAACGGCCAGAUUACGUAGCCAGGAGGAUGAAUAGUCUAAAUGACUGAAAUUUACUUAUUUGUAGUGAACCUGGUGACACUAGUUGUGACAUUGUAUUUUGAUCAUCUUUUAUUCUCGUAUAAAUUGUAGGACUGAAAUUUACUUGUUUGUAGUGAACCUGGUGACACUAGUUGUGACAUUGUAUUUUGAUCAUCUUUUAUUCUCGUAUUAAUCGUAUAAAAAAUUGCAUUUUGAUCA
Glycine soja is the source of this 671-nucleotide messenger RNA. RefSeq names its product 60S ribosomal protein L32-1-like. The transcript has 3 exons. Gene Ontology annotation, cellular component: cytosolic large ribosomal subunit; ribosome. Gene Ontology annotation, molecular function: structural constituent of ribosome. The coding region runs from base 67 to 468 and encodes 133 amino acids. Gene Ontology annotation, biological process: translation. The record is from RefSeq and is a predicted model, not a curated record. NCBI's taxonomy places the organism in Eukaryota, Viridiplantae, Streptophyta, Magnoliopsida, Fabales, Fabaceae.